AUGGAGGACGCCGAAGAGGGUCAACCGUUUCUCUCUGGGAAGCAAACCACACCAGAUGUUAUCCGGAACGUGGGAAGCCCAAAACGCCGCCUACUUGACUGGGCCUGGGUGAUUUCCACACUGAUAUUUGCAUCACUGUCGGUUUUCCUCUACGUCCAAUGCCUCAGAAUCGAGGCAUAUGAGCGUGGGUUCUCGACAGACUUGGAUGCGUUGAAAUCACAAAUCCAACUGCAUCAGGUACAAUUUUCUGGCGGACUGGAACUUAAUGAGACCGGGAAACUACAUCGCAUCGUCGACCCUGAAAGGCCACAGUAUGUCGGACCUCCCACGCCUGAAAUCGACGCGGCGUGGGAUGAUCUCAUGCUAGCCCUCGACCUCGACCUGCCUGUGACAGAAUCAGCAGACGUUACGUGGACAAUGAAAGGCCAAGACAGCAGCAAAUACAGAGUAAGCCUCGAUCUAUACCAUUCACUACACUGUUUAAAUGCGAUUCGUCGGGCACUAGACUCGGACUACUAUGAGCCAGGCGUGCAGCAUCCUUAUUUCUUCCGGCUACAUAUCGGUAUGCACCCAUUCUAG
This is a messenger RNA of Penicillium daleae, 579 nucleotides long. RefSeq lists its product as uncharacterized. Lineage: Eukaryota; Fungi; Ascomycota; Eurotiomycetes; Eurotiales; Aspergillaceae. The record is from RefSeq and is a predicted model, not a curated record. Bases 1 to 579 code for a protein of 192 amino acids. The transcript is spliced from 5 exons. Gene Ontology annotation, biological process: mycotoxin biosynthetic process.